Biomphalaria glabrata is the source of this 1784-nucleotide messenger RNA. RefSeq lists its product as uncharacterized. Bases 204 to 1325 code for a protein of 373 amino acids. The record is from RefSeq and is a predicted model, not a curated record. The transcript has 2 exons. Lineage: Eukaryota; Metazoa; Mollusca; Gastropoda; Planorbidae.
UACAAAAAGUUUGUUAACUGGAGUUCAUCUCAACCCAAAAUUUGUUUCACGCUCUGGAGCUUGUUUAGUGUGUGCGUGUCUGUGUGUGUGUGGAGGACAGCGAAUUGGCCACCAGUCACACAUCACUUAAUAGUGGACACUCAAGACGUGGACAAGUGGUGCUACAGAGAAGUGUAUGAAAUCAUUGACUUUAGAUUCAGAGAAUGUCAACUGUGUUAAAUAAAAGUACGCCCGAGUACCUUGAGUUGAUAGAUGCCAACAGGCCAAGUCAAAGUAAUAAUGGCCAUCCGAGUUCGAAUGUUUACUUGGAGCCUUCACCACCCAAUGACAGACCCGUGGCAUCGACAUCAAAGACAUCACCAACUAGUACCACGAGAUCCAUCGACAGUGCCAAGCUCAAUCCUCACAUCUCUCCAGCGAAACCCAAGUCUGAAAUCACUGGGACUUCUCCAGCUUCAGUUACGUCUUACAACAACGUUUCAAGCGGCAGUAGUUCAGCCAAUUUUGCCCAUCAUACGCCGAGUAGGGCUCUCCCCCCCAUCGUCAAACGCCCAUCUCACUUGGAUCUACCCCAGCAUCCCUCGGAACAUUCAGACACGGGAACAUAUUCGCAGCUCGAGUCCGUGGACCAAUACGAUAUGAGCCCUACCCGAAGACAUAUUCUGGCUCGUUCUCCAGAGCAGAGUGAAAAAAGUAAAAAGUUCAUGUCCCUCGCCACUUGCUGCUUUAUAUUCAGCGUAGCUGCCAUCUUCACUACGAUACUCUCCUCCAUCUUAACCGUUGGAAAAAAUAUUGAGAGCAGCUUGAACGAGAAGCUUUCGUCCUUGGAGACACUUCAUGUUCAGUCUAGUAAGGAAUUGCUCGAGGCUAUCAACAAAGGAGGGUGCAAAGUGACAGCGGAUUUAAUAGUCAAAUACUCUGGAACAUGCUACUGCCUCUAUAAGAAGCAGCUCUCGUGGAACUCGGCCAGAGAGUUUUGUCUCACCAAAGGAAACGACGUCCAUCUAGCUGAGAUCUGCAAGAAAGAGGACAACGACUUCCUGAUACCAUACCUGCAAAUAGCCAAAACAAAGCAAGGCAUUUGGUUGGGUGCUUCAAGCUUGAGUGGCGAGUGGCAGUGGAACUUCACUGGGAAAAGCAUCGAACAAUUUGAGCCCAGCCAGUGGGAUGUAGGUCAGCCAAGUUCUUUUAGUCCUCUGGGACAUCGGGAGAGUUGUUUGGAAGUGUACAACUGGACAAGUCCGAUGUACAAGUGGAAUGACAUUGACUGCUCUUACGCGCAACCUUUUAUGUGCUCGUCUGACGAGUCCAACUGUUGUUGUUGAAUUGUGACCUUCACAUUUGGGUAGAUAUCAGUUCAAAUAGAGUUGACAUUUUUAUAGCUGCUGACCAUGUAUAUAGUUUAAAGUUUAUUUUAAAUUUUACUGUUUAAAAAUCUCCAUUUUUAAAAGCUGUGACUGUAAGACAAUAGACGCGACAGUUUUAAUGCCCAAAUGAUCUUCCGUAACCUUUUAUUCUUUUAAGAAAGUUUUUUUUCAAAAGCUAAAAUAUUUUCAUUCCUAAUGUGUCCAUAAUUUUAAAAUUGUGUAAGUUUUACUGUACAUAAUCUGUAGAAAUGGAAAUAUUUUAAGAAAUGCUUUUGUGUAUUUUUUAAAAUUAUAAUGAAACAUUUUGUAUAGAUUAAUGGAGAUAUGCGUAUGAGAUUGACAAACGGAUUUAUUACUACACUACUGCUUGGCUUUCACGAUUUUAUUCUGUUUUUACAUUAAAAUUUGUUACAGUAA